Messenger RNA from Capsicum annuum, 2485 nucleotides. Its product is annotated as putative late blight resistance protein homolog R1B-17. Gene Ontology annotation, biological process: protein folding. Lineage: Eukaryota; Viridiplantae; Streptophyta; Magnoliopsida; Solanales; Solanaceae. The annotation marks the transcript as partial. Gene Ontology annotation, molecular function: ADP binding; alpha-tubulin binding. The record is from RefSeq and is a predicted model, not a curated record. The transcript has a single exon.
GAAGAUCUUACUAGAAGCUACUCUGGUGAACCCAAAGUCAUCGCGAUUGUCGGGAUGGGUGGCAUAGGUAAAACAACCUUAGCGAACGAAGUUUACAAUGAUGCGUGCAUUCGUUCUCAUUUUGAUGUUUGUGCCUGGGCUACUAUUUCGCAACAGCACAAUGUAAAGGAAAUCUUGUUGAGCCUUCUGCGUUCUACUAAGAGUGACUCACUUGACAGGAACGAUGAAGCAGAGCUUGCAAAUAUGCUACAAAAGAGUUUAAAGGGUAAGAGAUAUUUAAUUAUAUUUGAUGACAUGUGGAAAACUGAACCAUGGGAUGCCGUGAGACUAUGCUUUCCAAGUGAAAACAAGGGGAGUGGAAUAUUAUUGACGACCCGUAACAUUGAAGUAGCUCGCGAUGCUGGUACAGAGAAUCUUUCUUUGCAGAUGGAUUUAAUGGGUCCGGAUGAGAGUUGGAACCUUUUCAAAAGUGUUGCAUUUGCAAAUGAAGCAUUACCAUCUGAGUUUGAGACUAUUGGGAAGCAAAUUGCAGAGAAAUGUCACGGGUUACCACUAACUAUUGCCGUGGUUGCUAGGCUUCUCAAAUCUAAAAGGGCAAUAGAAGACUGGGAAAAUGUUGCUAAAGAUGUCAAGUCAUUUGUCACAAAUGAUGCUGCUGAACGAUGUUCACGUGUGCUUAGGUUGAGUUACAAUCACUUGACUAGCGAUCUAAAGACUUGUCUACUGCAUUUCGGAAUUUUUCCAGAAGACAGUGAGAUACCAGUGAAGAAUUUGAUGAGAUCAUGGAUGGCUGAGGGGUUCCUAAAGUUGGAAAAUGAUUUGGAAGGAGAGGCCGAGAAGUGUUUGCAAGAGCUUGUCGAUAGAUGUCUAGUCCUCGUCUGCAAGAAAAGUCUAGAUGGAACAAAAAUUAGAUCAUGUAAAGUUCAUGAUCUAAUAUAUGACCUGUGCUUGAGAGAAAUUGAAAGGGAGAACAUUUUUAUCAUGAACGACAUUGUGCUUGAAUUUGAUUCAGGAUGGACAUAUCUCAGUUUGCGAAAAAUGAAGCCCUUUAAACGCGUGACUGGUGAUGAAAUUGAUUAUUGUCGCUCUGGUCUUUAUAGGGCUCUUCUUACCCCUGUACAUCGUCAGUUGAGAGAUCAUGACAACAACGAUCUUUUCAAUCGAACCCGUUCUAUUUUCUCUUCUUACCCCUGUACAUCACAUCUUUUUCACAAAUCAGAGCUUAUUCAUUUCAAAUUACUCAAAGUCUUGGAGUUGAGAAACAUAGAGAUGGAUCAUUUCCCUGUACAGAUUCUAAGCCUCAUCUGGUUGAGGUACCUAUUAUUGCUCUGCAAGAAGUAUUUAGACAUACCUCCAGAAAUUUGCAGGUUAUGGAAUCUGCAGACAUUCAUUGUUCAAGGGCCUAGUCUAUGGAAAAUAACUUUUCCUGAGGAAAUUUUGGGACUAAUGCAAUUAAGGCAUCUCAAACUGCCCGAAUUUUAUCUGCCAAAUCCCCCAAGCCUAUCUGAUGACAAAGGGAGUCACGUGUGUUUUUCAAACAUAAAAACUAUUUCUUCCAUGUCUCCAUGUUGUUGCACAAAGGAGUUUAUUAUGAGGAUUCAGAAUGUCAAAGAAUUAGGACUCAGUGCAUAUUGGAUUGACUCUGAUGGGCCUCUCAACAGUCUUGUCCAUCUGCAGCAACUUGAAACAUUGAGUCUUACAUAUCGUGGAGGAUUUUGGCCAGCAAGUGCAAAAGCUUUUCCAGCAACGCUCAAGAAGCUGAAGUUGGACCAAACUUAUCUAAGUUGGUCGUACUUGGACAUCAUAGCGGAAUUGCCUAACCUUGAGGUGCUGAAGCUGAUGAAUUGUGCUUGUGAUGGCAAAGAAUGGCGUCCAACGGUUAUGGGAUUUAAUCGAUUGAAGCUUUUGUUAAUUGGACAUAAUGAUCUCAAGUACUGGAAAGCCACAGAUGACAAUUUUCCUGUCCUUGAGCGCCUUGUAAUUAGAUGUUGCUAUUAUUUAGAAAAGAUACCCAUUGAGUUUGCAGAAAUCCACUCACUACAACUAAUUGAGUUAAAUUGGUGUCCUCCCAAACUUAGGGAUUCUGCAUCAAGAAUUCAACAAGAACAAGAAGAGCUCGGAAACAACCCCGUGGACGUUCAUAUCUCCAAUCCAGGUAAGUAUAUAGUAUUUAUCAAUGUCACACCCUAUUUCUCGUUUCCACAAGUCAAGUCGUACGCAAAAGUUAUUUAGCUUUGCCCUAUAUUCUUUCACAAAAGUAACUGUGACAAAAUUUGGUUAAAAUCCUACUUAAAAUGUAAGAGAAAUUAACAAGAAUAUCCUUUAUAUUUGAGGGUAGUACAAAAUGGCCCCUUAAAUAUAUUUUUGAGCAAUUUUGGUACUUAACUGUACAAAAUGUGGGCACAUUUGUUCUAAUUGUUACUCAUAGAGGUGGCAAAUGGAAUGUUUGGGCCGAAGUUGGGCAGCUAAUGUCCAACCUUGUCAU